Ruditapes philippinarum (Manila clam) is the source of this 3010-nucleotide messenger RNA. Its product is annotated as actin-related protein 10-like. Gene Ontology annotation, biological process: retrograde axonal transport of mitochondrion. Bases 112 to 1281 code for a protein of 389 amino acids. Lineage: Eukaryota; Metazoa; Mollusca; Bivalvia; Venerida; Veneridae. The transcript is spliced from 12 exons. The record is from RefSeq and is a predicted model, not a curated record.
UUAGUGGUGUUUAACAAAUUUAGUCACUUCCGGGCAUAACAAAAAUCCUUGUAACAUAAUUAAAAUAAAUUGAUUAUUUUUCAUUCGUAAUAACAAUAGUUUGGCAGGAGCAUGCCUUUGUAUGAAGGAUAUACUAGCGACAAACAUGUUAUCAUAUUUGAUAUCGGAACAGCGUACACCAAAUGUGGUGUGGCAGGAGAAAUGUGUCCCAGAUGUAUCGUACCAUCACAGUUGAAAGAUGAAAAAACAGGAAAGGUUAGAAAGUUAUGGGAGUAUAACACUGAAGAUGAACUCUUUGAAAACUUGAAAGAUUUCCUGUUUCAUCUUUACUUCAGACAUUUGUUGAUUAACCCAAAGGACAGGCGAAUGGUUGUAUGUGAGUCACUGCUAUGUCCCGCCUCUUUCAGAGAAACAUUGGCGAGGGUUCUCUUCAAACAUUUUGAGGUCGGUUCUGUGAUGUUUGCACCAUGUCAGUUAACUGCAUUGUUAACGCUGGGAACUAGUACUGGGCUUGUGAUGGAUGUGGGCUAUAAUGAAACAUUAGUUGUACCAGUAUAUGAAGGUAUUCCUGUACUAAAGGCUAUACAGUCACUGCCAGUAGCUGGUAAAGCUAUACAUGAAAGAGCAAAGCAGAUUUUGCUGACAGAAGGCAAAGUGAAAACUGGAAGUAUAGAAAAACCUGUCUCAGAACAAAGAGAUUGCCUGACUGAAGAUGUUCUAGAGGACAUUAAAGUGAGAUGUUGUUUUACGACUAAAUUUGAUCGGGCAAAGAAGAUUCACAGAGUUACGAUGUUUGGGGAGAAUGAGAGUAAUCUUCCAACACCACCUCCCAGUGUUCAGUACCCACUAGAUGGAAACAGUAUGUUACAUGUGGAUGGUAAAGUCAGAGAGCAUGCUUGUGAAGUGAUGUUUGAACAAGAUAAUGAACAACAAUCUAUAGCCACACUUAUUCUUGAUGCUAUUGUCCAGAGUCCUAUAGAUAUGAGGAAAGAGCUAUCGCGGAAUAUAGUGAUUAUAGGAGGGACAUCAAUGUUGCCCGGCUUCUUACAUCGUAUACAGCUGGAGCUGCAGAGUCUUAUACAGGAGCCGAGAUACGUUAAUUUUCUAGCUAUUAAAAAAUUUAGAUUUCAUCAACCACCUGCAAAAGCUAACUAUACUGCUUGGCUUGGAGGAUCAAUGUUUGGAGCAUUGGAUACUCUAGCUAGUAAAAGUGUUAGUAGGGACCAAUACAAGGAGACAGGACAACUGUCAGACUGGUGUACACUUUCACAAUUAAAAUGAACCCAACUAUAUUCAACUGUUGAACUUACUGAACCAUGUCUGCAUAUGGAUUUUGUUAAUUUAUUGGUGCAACAACUGCCUACAAACAUCUUGUCAACAAAUAACUGUCAACAAAUAUAUUUCAGAUUGCUUUAACAUGACAUUAACUGCUAUUAAUAAUACUUACUAGUUCACACUUUUGUACGUAAAUAUUAUAAACUGGAACAAAUUUUUAAUAUAUUACAGUCUGUCAUUGGAAGUGUAAACAAUUUCCAUAUCAGUAUGAUAAUUUGAGUAGAUAAGUGUAUUUUGACUAGUCAGAAUGCUUGAAAACACAGACUGUCUUUGCCAUUUACUAGUGGCUGUAGCAAGUCAGUUAGCUUUAAGUUAUGUGGCAGAAGGUGUAUUAAAUUUUAUUUAUUAGGUUUCAGAGAACUCAGAAGUGAAGUUUGCUUAAAUAUUUUUACUUUAUUAAAAGUGGUACUUGGAUACUAAUAAGAUAUUAUUCAUUUGUAAGUUUAUGUUAAUGUAUGCCAUUAUUUAACCUUUUUUAAGUUUUUUUUUUAAAUGUUUUAUGGAGCUGGGUUUUAAAAGUUAGAAGUUGAUUUUCUGGAACUUUCAAAAGUUGUUGCAUUUCAGUUGGUAUUAGGUAAUUUCUCAGUCAAGUUAUCACUGUCACUAUUCAUUGAUGUGUCAUUCUCGUAUGCUGUAUGCUGAAAAUCUUUAUUUCACUUCUUUUUACGUGAGUUUAAAUAGGGAAAACAAAUCAAAGUGGAGAGCAUGUCCAAACAUCAUGGUCUAUAUUCUAAAAAAAAUUUUAACUGUCAGUUUAUACAAAAUUUUCAACUUUAUUUUAGAAGUCAGUUCAUAUCAGCAAUGUAUGAACAUAACCUUAACUGUAUGGUAGUGACUUAUAAUGCAACCAAACAAAAAAGAAAGUUUUAAACCCUUCAAAAUUGUAUUAAAAGCCAAAUCAAUGUAACGGAAUGAAAAAUAUUUUAGUUUCCCCUAGAUAUGAUCUAGAGAGAGGUUGUUGUUUUCUCUCCACCACUCGUAAGUAAGAAAUCUUAAGAAAGUCUUGCAUUUAGGAGAGAUUUGUGUUGACAGUGAUUGGUGUGAGGGAGACAAUUUGUUGCUAUUGAGAUGUAUACGACAGUCACCUCUUGUCUCCGACGAUGAACCGUAUGUCAGCGAAAUUAAUCCCGCGAGAUUUUGUCCUGAUAGUUGUUUAUAGGAAAACAAAGACAUGUGAUGAAGGCUGGAGAGGAAUGGAAAUUAGAUUAUUUCUAGUUGAAUGCAUGCUCAGCAAUCCUACACUCUCAAUUAAGUAAAUUGUAGAGGAAGUUUAAUGGUGGAAUGAUUGUUUUGUGAUGAAAAAGUGCAUUUGAUACUGUCAAACUUGUGGGUCAUUGUAGCCAAUGAAUAUGUAAAAGGUCACUAUCUUUUUAGGUUCAGUAAAAUCAGUUUGUUAAAAAAAUCAAUAUUUUUUGUGCUAUUUGAUGAUUAUUUAUACAAUCUCAUAUAAGUAUAUAUUUAUUUAUGUUUAACAAAUCUCUAUUAAAAAUUUAUCUCUUCUUUUAAAUAUGUCUUUUCAUAGUGUAAGCAUACCUUAUAGAGAAAUAACUUGUUUUCAAAGACUUUGUUAUGGAUAGGUGGUAAUUACAGAGAAACUUGUACAUAAUUUAGCCUUUUGAAAAUUAAAAUUGCAAAUACAAAAUUAAUACAAGUCUUAUGUCAUCAUCAUUGUGAU